AUGCCUGAGUUUGAGGCGUGGCGAGCCUCGCUCAACCCGCUCGUUGUCGACGUCGUCGGCGACUUCGCUGGCAGGGGCGUGUUUGCUAUCCACGGAGAAGCCUUGCUCACCCACUGCUUGACCAACGCGCUGGUCGAUUUUGACUAUGGCUUCCAACUCCUCCAUGUUGUGCAUGCCGUUGAGGCGUUCCUCGUCAAGCUGAGGAAUCGAGGAUGCAUCUUUAACGUAUUCUGGUUCGAGAAAGAGGCCGACGUUUGCAUGCCUCGCGAAGUCCGGGCCGACAGCUCCCGUGCCAGCAAAUACCGUCUUGCUCGCGUCGUGCUCAUCCAGCAUUUUUCCAGCCCGACCAGCCUCGGUGAGCUUAACGCAACAAGGUUCAGCCACACGUUCCCAAGUCUCGCGAGCAGCCUUUUUCGCGAAUACCUAGACAGCCACCCUCUCCACUUCUUCCUUGGUUCCAAUGCCCAUGAUGAAGAAUCCUUGGACAUCGACCAGCAGAUCACCCCCUUGGGAAUGCUGUAUGUGAUGGCGUCGGCCGGAUACUACGUGGCGUUUAUCGAAGGAGUUGAGUUCAAGAGCUCGAAGGCAUACUUUUCCUUGACAACACCGAAAGGCAAGGUUACACCUCUACCCGAGCGAGAAGAACACCUUUCAAUCCCGUCUGGCCCUUCGCCUCCCAUGGCGGGGAUGAUGAAGAAGGCCGCCGAGUCAGAAAUUGCCGAUGGGCUGACCGCGAGGGAGUUCAUCUCCGUCUUCUUGGUAUUGAGCUCUGUUGAUGUCGACGCUUUGUUCGGCUCCUCGGUGAACGCUAUUAGUCGGACUUCCGAAAGCCGGGGCACUCCAUCAGGGCCAAUGUCAACCGUCCUUCCCUUCAACCACCCCAUCAUGGAUCAGUAUCUGGCAGACGUCCAACUCCAAUCAACCGGGGUUGCGUCCGAGUCUGCGGUUUCAGACAAAAUCUUCCAAGAGUUGGCACAUUGGCGCAACGCCAAGCCACUGAUUGAUCCCAAGCACAUUGCGAAGCCCAAGGGAUUCUUCGCCAAAAAGAAGCAUCAACAGUUCAUGUCUGAUACGAUCGCCUACUCGGCUAGCCUGACAGGCGCCUCUGGAAAAAACAUCGACCCAGAAACCAUUAUCUCCCAGGAUCCUUCGGCAAACCCAAAGAGCUCCACAACCAACUCUCACGGCACGAAGAGACCAGAAAAGGCACCAAAGGCGAAGGAGGGCCCCAAGACCAACAAACAAAAGGCACACGAGAAAGCCGAAGCCCUGAUGCUAGAGAAACAAGCAGUGGUAUCAAGUUUCGACUCUGCACCAGAUCCCCGUGUUCCAUCUUUCCAUCCCGAUGCCUGGCAACGCAAGGUCCUUGACGCCAUAGAUGCCAACAAGAGCGUACUUGCUGUAGCGCCGACAUCAGCGGGAAAGACGUUCAUCUCAUUCUAUGCCAUGAAGAAAGUCCUGCAAGCGAACGACGACGACAUUUUGGUCUACGUGGCGCCCACUAAGGCCCUUGUCAACCAAAUUGCUGCUGAAAUCCAGGCGCGCUUUUCCAAGCACUACGGCAAUCGGGAGGGCCGGUCUGUCUGGGCGAUCCACACGAGGGACAACAGUGUCAACAGCCACAAGGGAUGCCAGAUUCUGGUGACGGUGCCCGCGAUCUUGCAGAUCCUGCUCCUAGCGCCCCUGAACGCCAAGACCUCCACAGACUUUUCGCGUCGUAUCAAGCGCAUUAUCUUCGACGAAGUGCAUUGUAUCGGUCAGUCGGACGAGGGUGUAGUCUGGGAGCAGCUUUUGCUGCUUGCGCCGUGCCCCAUCAUUGCUCUCUCUGCAACGAUCGCGAACGUCGAUGAGUUUAGGUCAUGGCUUGAGCAAUCUCAAAAAGUGAAGGGGUUUGAGCUCGAGAUGAUCGUGCACUCGUCAAGAUACUCCGACCUUCGCAAGUUCAUCCACGAUCCGGCACCAUCAGUCUCUGAGUUUACCGGCCUUGCUCCGGUUGAGCGGUUGCCUUAUCCGGGGCUCGACGCUGAGCUCACCGAAACUGACCCCACGCCGUUUUUGUUUAUCCACCCCAUCGCAAGCAUCGUUGACAGAAACCGGGAUACGCUCAACGAUGCGAGCCUAGAGCCAAAAGACUGUCUGAGUCUUUGGAAAGCCAUGAAUAAGCAUGCGAGCUCGGCAUAUCCAAUGCCACCAUCUCUGGACCCCAAGAAGGCGUUGCCGGAGGUGGUUGGAAAAUCCGAUGUCGUUCGAUGGGAGGUGGCACUCAAGGAUCACCUUGCCGAGUGGAUGACCGAUUCGAAGUCCCCGUUCGAUGCCGUACAGGACGAACUACGUGGGGAUCGGUACUCACGAUUGGCCGAGUCGUACACGGAACUCGGCUCUCCGGACGAUAGCGGUGAGGCUGUUGUUGAUGCGGCUGAGAAAUGGCCGUUGGUAUCGACCCGUUCAGUCUUCUCCCUCGUGACAGAUCUGCGCGCCAGCGGUGCGCUGCCGGCCAUUUUGUUUAAUUACGACCGCGCGGAGUGCGAAGCGAUUGGUACCCAUCUGUUUGAAGUUCUCACAAUGGCGGAGAAAAAGUACCGGGCGACAAACCCGGCUUGGAUCGCUAAGAUCGCUGCGUUUGAAGCCUGGAAGAAAGUCCAGGAGGCCAGCAAAGCCAAAAACCCGAAAAAGGCUAGCAGCAAGCGUCGUGAGGAUGAUGGGGAUGAGCAGGGGAAGGCCAACUCGGCACGGGAUGCAGCAAACCGCGAUGUGAGCAAGUGGGAAAGCUUCGAUCCCGAUGCGCCACUCGCCCAGUUCAGCUUUGCGGAUAACACGAAGAUCUCGAAAGAGGAACUCAAGGAGCGACUAGGGACCAUCUGGGCAGACGCCGUUCAGCCCCCCUUCGUCGAUGCGCUGCGCCGGGGUGUGGGUGUGCAUCAUGCGGGUAUGAAUCGACAAUACCGCCAAGUUGUCGAGAUGCUCUUCCGAAAGGGCUACCUCACGGUCGUCAUCGCAACAGGGACCCUGGCGAUGGGUAUUAAUAUGCCCUGCAAGACCGUCGUCUUUACAGGCGACUCCAUCUUCUUGACAGCCCUCAACUACCGGCAGGCUUCUGGCCGCGCGGGUCGUCGAGGGUUCGACAUGCUCGGCAACGUCGUCUUCCACCACAUGCCACCGCACCGCGCGCUCGAGGUCAUGUCGGCAAAGCUUCCUGACUUGCGAGGGCAGUUCCCGGCAUCCGUCACGCUGAUCCUGCGCUUGUUCAUCCUGCUCCACGGGACGGAUAAUUCAAGCUUUGCCGCCGAUGCGGUCAAGUCCCUGAUCACACAAAACAGGCUUUACCUUGGAGGCCCGGAGGCCCAGAUGUCCAUUACCCACCACUUGCGUUUCUCCAUCGACUACCUCCGGCGCCAGAAUAUGCUGUCCAAAACUGGUGUCCCGCUCAACUUCGCCGGGCUAGUAGACCGCCUUCACUACACUGAGUCCGCCGCCUUCGCCUUCCAAGCGCUGCUACAGGGAGGCUAUUUCCACGAAGUCUGCGCCGGCUUCUCCCCGACUAUCAGCCUAGCCAAAUGGCGGGAAAUGGCUCUUGAACUAGUCCUGACGUUGAGCCACCUCUUCACACCACCCUCCCGCUAA
Chaetomium globosum CBS 148.51 is the source of this 3621-nucleotide messenger RNA. RefSeq lists its product as uncharacterized. Gene Ontology annotation, cellular component: cytoplasm. The transcript is spliced from 7 exons. Gene Ontology annotation, molecular function: ATP binding; nucleic acid binding. Lineage: Eukaryota; Fungi; Ascomycota; Sordariomycetes; Sordariales; Chaetomiaceae. The coding region runs from base 1 to 3621 and encodes 1206 amino acids. The record is from RefSeq and is a predicted model, not a curated record.